Onychostoma macrolepis is the source of this 2542-nucleotide messenger RNA. Its product is annotated as E3 ubiquitin-protein ligase TRIM35-like. The transcript has 6 exons. Bases 84 to 1475 code for a protein of 463 amino acids. Gene Ontology annotation, molecular function: zinc ion binding; protein binding. Lineage: Eukaryota; Metazoa; Chordata; Actinopteri; Cypriniformes; Cyprinidae. The record is from RefSeq and is a predicted model, not a curated record.
GUUGAGAAGGAAGUGAAACCCUUUCAAAAAUAAUUUUUGAGGUCUUUUUCUGACUUGUGAGUCUCGUGGUUAUUCAUGUUUAAAUGCAUCAUUCCGAAAGUGAAAGUAAAGUUGUUGUUGUAAAGAUGGAUUCACUAUUUGUAGAAGAACUUGGUUGUCCUGUGUGUUAUGAAAUCUUCAAGGAUCCUAUUGUUUUAUCAUGUAGUCACAGUUUCUGUAAAGAGUGUCUUCAACAGUUCUGGAGAACCAAGGAAACUCAGGAGUGUCCUGUCUGCAGGAGAAGAUCCUCAAGAGAUGAUCCUCCAAGUAAUCUUGUGUUAAAAAACUUGUGUGAGUUGUUCCUGAAGGAGAGAAAUGAGAGCCAUUCAUCGGGGUCUGAGGAGAUCUGCAGUUUACACAGUGAGAAACUCAAACUCUUCUGUCUGGAGGACGAACAGCCUGUGUGUUUAGUGUGCAGAGAUUCACAAACACACGACAACCACAAAUUCAGACCAAUCAAUGAAGCGGUUUCAUCUUAUAAGGAGAAGAUAAAUACAGCACUAAGAUCCUUACAAGCGAAACUUAAACACAAAGAGAACAUUAAAGGGCAAUUUGAGAAAACAGUCCAACAUUUCGAGUCUCAAGCUGAGCACACAGAGCAUCAGAUAAAACAGCAGUUUGAGAAGCUUCAUCAGUUUCUCAGAGAUGAAGAAGAAGCUACUAUCACUGCACUGAGAGAUGAAGAGGAGAAGAAGAAGCAGAUGAUGGCGGAGAAGCUGGAGGAGAUCAACAGACACAUCUCAGCUCUUUCACACACAAUCAAAGACAUGGAGGAGAUGAUGAAAGACAAUGAUGUCUGCUUUCUAAAGAAGUUUCCAGUCUCAAUGGAAAGAGUCCAGAUCUCACAGCCGGAUCCACAGAUGCCUUCUGGAGCUUUGAUUCACGUGCCACAGUACUUGAGCAACCUGCCAUUCAGAGUCUGGAAGAAGUUGUUGGACAGUAUCCAAUACACUCCUGUGAUUCUGGAUCCAAACACGGCUCAUCCAGGGCUCGUCCUGUCUGAUGAUCUGACCAGUGUGAGAGACCACUGGAACAAACAAUCUCUUCCUGAUAAUCUGGAGAGAUUUGACAGCUAUUCCUGUGUUCUGGGUUCAGAGGGUUUUAAUUCAGGAAUACACAGAUGGGAUGUGGAGGUUAAAGGGAAUUCAUUCUGGAUUCUUGGAGUAACUACGGCAUCGAACCAAAGGAAGGGACGUCAGUUCUUUGACACUGAUGUGUGGAGUGUGCAGUAUGGACUGUAUGAAAGGUCUGGUUUUCCUGUUAAACAGAAGCUUAAGUAUGUGAGAGUGUAUCUGGACUAUGACAGAGGAAUGGUGUUAUUCUUUGAUCCUGUAACUAACACACAUCUACACACAUUCAAAACCACCUUCACUGACACUGUCUUUCCUUUCUUUGAAACGGCUUCCUCUCUGAGAAUCUUGUCUUACAAAAUUUAGUAAAGGCUACACCUGGAUCUUCCUGCUUUCAUCUUUUCCAGUCGCCAUGUUUCCAAUAUUUAAUCCAUAUCACAUGAGUAAGAGUGCUGUUGAUAUGAAUAUCAUCCCUACAGUCAUUCAGCACUACAGACACACUGACUGACACGACAUAAUGAACCAAAAUGAUAUUAACAACUUGGUGGCUUUUAAUUGUGUAACUGUGUGAUCAAUCUGGCGCCCUUGGCUGACUUCCUCCCGGAGCUUACCCCGGAGUUUGUUAUAAUAAUGUGGAUCAACAGGCUUCUCACACGGAUUAUACCUCUUCUCAUCAUCCAUCCAGUGACAUUGAUAUUUCAAUAUACAACAGCGGAAAUUUUCUCAUUUUGACUCUGUGCUGCCGGCCCACCUCUAAGCAUCUUAUUUCACCAUUAUAUCCACGAUAAUUUUCGUUAUCCAGUGUCCUUCAAAGAAAUCAAGCUUGCAUGUGCUUGCUAACCUAGCCAGGCCAGCUAACAUCAAAACUGUUAUGAACAAUUUGGCUUAUUUAACAUUCAUCCAUUAAUAAGCAAAGGACCUCUCAUUUAUGAUUUUAACUUUUAUAUGAAUUAAAAUGACUUUGCACAUAUUUGUGUUAUUAUUUUAUCUUUCACCAGUGUUAUCCUUAAUAUUAGCAAAAGUAACCUCUCGCCAAUGAUCAAAUCGCUUAUGGUAGCUACCAGCAACAGUGUAGUGUCUGUAACUCAUAUACAAAUUAGAUGUACAUUUGAAUUUCAAUAUUUCCACUUCUAACCACUAGAUGUCACUGUCAGCCAUAAUUAAUACAUUCCAGUCCUGUCAGUAAAAUUAUUUUGUGGCAUUUUACAUACUUUAAGAUGAAACAGAAUUUGGAUUGUUUACAAAAUUGACAUUGUUUGACACCUCUGUUUAUUCCAGUAUUGUGUAAUGUGCAUGAAUAUUAUGAAGUGUAUGGUAUGAGCACAUGAGAAUAAUCAGUCUAGAUAUUCAGUUCCCCUGCCACUUUGUGCAAAAAGAUGAAAAUCCUUCAUAGAAACCCACAUUGGGACAAACAACAUCUUCCAUAAAUUCUU